Linepithema humile (Argentine ant) is the source of this 2697-nucleotide messenger RNA. Lineage: Eukaryota; Metazoa; Arthropoda; Insecta; Hymenoptera; Formicidae. The record is from RefSeq and is a predicted model, not a curated record.
AUGAUGGAAAUGGAGAUGAACGCUGAAUUGGACGGUGAUGACGGAAGCGAAAGCAGUCAACCGUCCACGGAGGGGAGCUCGGCGAGCAGCACGUUUUGUACCUUGGAGAAAGAUUACGCGAGGAUAACGAACGAAAUGAAGGCUAACGAGGCAUUAGCUCCCUUUGAGGCCGAGUACGCAAGACUCUACGAAUCUUUGUACAAAGCGCAUAGAAAUGAGAAGGAACUGUCGGAGCAGUGCACCACGCUCAAGGACGAGAUCGUGGACAGCACGUACAAGAUGUACGAAUUGAAGAGCACGGUCGAGACGCACGAAGACGAGAUAGCCAGAUUAAAGCAAGAAGUUGUGAACAUGACAAAGCUGGCCGACGCAGCGCACGCGCGCGAGCAGAACGCGCAGGAGAUGAUUGAAAAUCUGCGGCUCAACAUCACAAAAUUGGGUCUUGAGAUCGAGCAGAAGAACAAACAACUGGCGGCCGAGAAAGACACCACCGUUAGCAAACAAAAGGAGGUUCUGCUGAAGGAGAGAGAGAGACUCGUGAGUGAGAUGGAGACUAUGCGGCAGCGCAUGAAGAACAUGUCCGCUUACACGGAGGAACUCGAGAAAAAGAACAGCGAGAUCGAUCAGCGGAUAAGCGAAAUGCAGGAGACCCUCGGGAUGCAGCUGAACGAGAUUUCGCGAGAGAAGAGGGCGCGAGAAAGGGCGGAAACAGAGGUUCAACAACUUCAAGAAGAGAUCAUCGUGAAAAAGGAUGAGCUUGAGAUUGCAAACGCAUCUAUCGAGGCCGGCACGAGUAACGCAAUGCGGCUGGAGAUUCUGUUGAAGGAGCAAAAGGCAGCGAGUGAGAAGAUGCAGAAGGAGAUUAGCAAACUCAUGUUGAAGAGGAUGAAUCUGCAGACGGAUCUCGACAACGCAAACGUCGAGACGGAAAAGCUGGUGAAGGAACUCUUCGAUAGAGAGAAGCAACUGCGGGAUAUCAAGCAAAAGAUUACCAGAGCGCAAGAGGACAACGUCAAGUGCCAUCACGAGAAGGACCUGGUGGACAAGCGGUUGCAGAAGACUGAGGCCGAGCGGGCCAAAAUGGAGAGCGAGCUGAAGCAAGCCUUGAUCGACGUCAACAAUACAGAGCAGAAAAUGCAGACCUGUCAGAAGGAGCAGCUUGACGACAAGCAGCGCAUCGAACUUCUGCUGCGGGAAAAGAACACUAUCGCGCGUAGCAAGGAAAGCGCUCAGGAACAAAUCAGGCAGAUGCACCGCGAGCUGCUGGUAUGCGAGAACAGCAGAAAAAAGCUCGAGAAGGAGCUCGACGCCGCGCUGCACAGCGUCGAUGAUGUGAAAAAUCAGAUAGAAGCGGUGGAGAAAGAGAAGGAUAAGUACAUCGCGGUAGUGCAAGAAUUAGAGCAGAAGAUAGAAGAUUACAUAAAAGAGGCUAAGCUAAAGCAAGCGGAGAUUUUCGAUUAUAAGAAGCGUCUGGCGGAGGCCGAAACAAGGUACCGUCAGCAACAGAGCUUAUCCGAAGCCGCCCGUGCAGAGCGGAACCUGUGCAGUAAGAGCCUGGUCGAGGCGCAGGAGGAGAUGCGGGAUUUGAAGAGCAAGUUGAAGAUCACGAACCAGCAGGUCGAGCAAUUGAAGGAGGACGUUGCGACGAAGGAGGCCAGUCUCAUCAAGAAGGAAUUCCUGCUGGGACGGGCGGAGAAAGAAAAAGAGGAUCUCAAGGUCGAUCUACGUGCCUCUCACACGGAAAUGUCCGGCUUGCGGCGGGAAAUUGAGGGGGCGAAACAGGAAGAGAAGCGCCUCAGGCAGACGAUACAACAGGCGGACGUGGACAUCGGACGUCGGAAGAAGAACAUCGACCAUGUUAUGAACGAGCGCGACAUACUCGGCACGCAACUGGUCCGCCGGAACGACGAGCUCAGUCUCCAGUACAGCAGAAUAAAGAUGCUGAAUAGAACGCUGCAGCGUGGCGAGGCGCAGUACAAUGAGAGAUUGGAAGAUAUUAGAUUGCUCAAGUUCGAAGUGAAGAGGCUCAGGACCGAGAAAGCACUGCUCACGAAGAACACCGCCAACGUUAGCGACUUGCGCCAGGAAGUUUUCCACCUGAAUCGCGAUCUCGCCAGGGAGAGGCUUAAAGUCACCGCACUCGAGGAGGAGAUUCAAACUCCAUUGAAUAUACAUAGGUGGCGAAAGCUCGAGGGAACAGAUCCUACCACCUUUGAGCUCGUUAAAAAAGUGCAAAUUCUGCAGAAGCGCAUUUUAAAAAUGUCCUCCGACAUGAUCAACAAAGAGAAGAAGAUAAAGAACACCGAAAAACUGUAUAUGAACCUUCGCGAUGUUCUGUCGAAGCAACGGGAUCCGCAAGCUGUGACGAGCUUGGACAAGGUCCAAAGUGCCUUGCGCAAAAGAGGGGAGAAGCUUAAAUGUCUCGUCGCUGAGCUGAAUAUGUACGAGGCGCAGGUAGGAGAGUACAAAGGCGAUAUGGCGCGAAUGAGCAGCGAGAUGUGCGACUUGAAAAAGAAGUACUACGCGCAAAAGAAGAAGCUGCAGAGAAUGAAGGAGGCGACUCCGAAAUCCACCCACUCUUCUAUUCUCCCGGGCAUCCUGGAAUCUAGCAGCACAAAAUUCUGCGGGGGUGGCUUCAAGAUGACGACACCCACGCCGCGAAGUUGUUGCAUUCUGGAUUCUUCGGAGAGCAGAUAA